Messenger RNA from Paramormyrops kingsleyae, 2377 nucleotides. It is a transcript of the gene pygo1, whose product is annotated as pygopus family PHD finger 1. The record is from RefSeq and is a predicted model, not a curated record. NCBI's taxonomy places the organism in Eukaryota, Metazoa, Chordata, Actinopteri, Osteoglossiformes, Mormyridae.
ACAGGCGCACUUUACCCUCCGGCCGACCAGUUUAAUGCAAUAACAGCACACAUUACAUUGCCCCCCCCCCCCCCCGCUCCGAGUCAUGCAAGGGACUCCGUGAUGUCAACAGAGCAGGAUAAAGACGCGCUGUCUCUCAAAAGAAACAGAGGUGGAGACGGUGGGCUGGAUGGUUUAGCAGGGCCGGGUGUACUACUGGCGAGCCCAGAUAAGAAAAAGCGCAAGUCAAACACUCAGCCGGCCUCGUUCCCCCCCCUCUCUGAAUAUGCCCCACCCCCUAACCCAAGUGCGGACCACCUGGUGGCUUCCAACCCCUUUGACGACAGCUACAAUGCGCCGUCGUUCAAGCCACUGCCUUCCGGAAACGCGUAUCCCGGCCACUCGCAUUACCCGGGCUUGAGCAGCUACGCCCCCCACAGGAUGCCCCCCCACGUGCCUCCCCGCGUCCCCUCUCCUUAUGGGGGUCCUUACCAGGUGCGAAGUCAGCUGCACCCAUUUGCUCAGAACCAGAUGGGCAUGGGGUUUGUCAGGGCGCCGGGAUUCGGCUACCCGCACCCUGAGAGCACCGCUUACGGGAAUCAGCCGGGGUUUAAUACCGGUGUUCCCCUGGCUCGCAGUCAGCCCUACAGAGCCAGUCACGGAGACGCCUUCAGCCAGGGGCCCCCCCAGAUGCUGAACCGAGGCACAAAUUGCGACGGCCCCGCGUUUGGCCCAGAGGGCAGUGUUGGUGUGAACGUGGCCAUGCGGACCUGUGUGGACCCCAGAGCGGGCUUCGCGCUGCAGCAGAGCAACCAGCAGCCUGAGCCUCCUGUGCCCAAACAGGAGCUGGGCGAGGCCGCAGGCAGGGGCGUGUCUCACGGCAGCUCCCCCCAGAAACAGGGCCCUAUUUUAGAGGAGAGAUCCUGUCACGAGGCAGCCCCCGACCUGAAGGCAAAGGGCAGAAACGCCCCCGUCUGCCAGGAACCAGCCCACCCUCACGCCAUAGAUAAGCUCAACGGCAUCAUCUCCCCCAGCGCUGAUGCCUUGAAAAACUCCCCCCAGCCAUGUGGCCCCAAAGAUGUGCCCCCCCGGGCGGGCCGGAAGCGACACGGCAGUGGGGGGGGCGGCGGCAACAAGACCGUGGUGAAACCCAGCAGGCCGGGCCCCUGCUCCGCGGACCCCAUCUACCCGUGCGGGAUCUGCCUGAACGAAGUGAACGAUGACCAGGAAGCCAUCAUGUGCGAAGCCUCGUGCCAAAAGUGGUUCCACAGGAUUUGCACGGGAAUGACUGAGACGGCGUACAACCUGCUGACGGCAGAGGCCUCGGCCGUGUGGGGCUGUGACGUUUGUAUGGAGGACAAGGGGGCACAGCUCCUGAGAACCAGGGACCUGGCCGCUCCGCCUGCGGUCACUAGUGAGGGGUAACGGGCCCCACUGAAGACUGGCCCUACUUUCCUCUUUGCUUGAAUUCCUUCUGCCUAUCUUGCUCUUAUUUUCUUAAUUAAUGUUGCAUUUUUCUUAUUCUUGCAUUCUUCCUUGGUUUUACGGUUCUUUCCCCGGUGGUGAGCACACUCGUUUAGUCAGGAAUUCCACUUGCAGUCUCUCUUAGAGUCUGUCUCUCCUUUAUGAUACGGCCUGUUUUUACUUCUAGGUUUGUCUUAGUGGCAAAGUGUAACUUCCCCCCCGUUAAAGUCUCGGCAGAAUGACUAUCUUUCUUUAUGCUGUUAGAGUUUGCUUUGGAAUCAGUCUCUGGUCUAAUAUUUUACACUAACCCCUUAUGGAUGUUUUCAAUGUGGUUCUGUAGUGCAUAAUGAAGGUAGAUGGCCAUUUUUAUGCAGACAUCUAAGGAGGUAAACACAAUUAGUUACUGUGUGAUGUUUAAUUACUGUCUCGGCUUCCCCUAAUUUAACAAUGUGUUUGUAUUUAUUUUGUAUCAGAUUUAUUCUUCUGAAAUUCUUCUUUUUAGUGAGUUGUCAUUUACAAUUUAGAGGGUUUUGCAUUAUCACAAUACUGAAAAUACCAGACAGUGAUCUGUUCUUUCCUGCAAUGGAUAACCGCUUACAUGCUCUUCCUAAUGGAGAAUUCUGUUAUCCGGUAAAUGACAAUGACUGGAAUAGUGGCGUAAUGUUAACAGUAAGGAUUACUGUUGUGUGAGAGGGAGGGUCUCCAUAGCUUUUCAUAACAGUGAAUUUGUGUGUGUGUGUGUGUGUGUGUGUGUGUGUGUGUGUGUGUCAGCUUGGUCAAUCCUCUGACCGUUUCUAAAAAUACAGAGGAUGAAAAUAUUUUGAAAGUUUGGUAACACUUAAAGCCAUGAUUUUAUUCAUUUCUAAACACAUAAAAAAAGUCAUCUAUAGUGCAUUAUGGAUGGAUGCUUCAUUAAGAAUUCAUAAUGCAUAAU